AUGAGGAAUAUGUGGUGGAGAAGAAAUGCAUUUAUUUUUGAAAAUACUUUUAAGGGGCCAUAUGAGCUAUUUCUACAAGCUCAAGAAACCUUAAAAGGAUUUGCAGAGGCUAGUGCAAAGGGGGAGGGGGUUAUAAGAAGAGGGGAAGUGCAGAAAAUAGAAGUAAAGUGGAAGGGACCCGAGAGUGGAUUUGUGAAGGUGAAUUGGGAUGCUAGUUUAGAUGUUGAGAAGAAAAGAAAGGGGGCAGGGAUUGUGGGGAGUCCAGCUGUUGCAGAGUUACAGGCCCUAUGGAGAGCUUUAAAGCUGUGUGCUGAAUUGCAGUGGAACAAAAUCAUCUUCGAAGGUGAUGCUAUGGGGAUCAUUGAUACUGUAAAUAGACAGAAUUGCUGUUGGGAGUGGCAUGGACAAGUUGUUGAAGACAUUAAGUUGAUUUUACAAAAUAGGCCAAAUUGGUCCAUUCGUUAUACUAACAGAAAAUGUAAUACAGUAGCUUACAUGUUAGCAAAAAUGGAUCUGAAUGUAACUGAUGAAACUGUCUGGAUGGAAGGGAGACCUACGGGCAUCUACCCUUUUGUUUUACAGGAUACAAAUUGUAAUGCUUCUGUUAUGAGGUAA
Molecule: messenger RNA, 615 nt
Organism: Juglans regia (Persian walnut)
Lineage: Eukaryota; Viridiplantae; Streptophyta; Magnoliopsida; Fagales; Juglandaceae
Exons: 2
Coding region: 1-615 (204 amino acids)
Molecular function (GO): nucleic acid binding; RNA-DNA hybrid ribonuclease activity
Source: RefSeq, a predicted model, not a curated record